Temnothorax curvispinosus is the source of this 638-nucleotide messenger RNA. Its product is annotated as leukotriene A-4 hydrolase-like. The transcript has 5 exons. Gene Ontology annotation, cellular component: cytosol. NCBI's taxonomy places the organism in Eukaryota, Metazoa, Arthropoda, Insecta, Hymenoptera, Formicidae. Bases 72 to 638 code for a protein of 188 amino acids. The record is from RefSeq and is a predicted model, not a curated record. Gene Ontology annotation, molecular function: epoxide hydrolase activity; aminopeptidase activity. Gene Ontology annotation, biological process: peptide catabolic process.
CAAACAUUGAUGGAACACCUUUACCUCAUUACGUUGAAUUUUAUCAUACGCAAAAAAGUCCACUUUACAUAAUGUUACCAAAAACUGUUUCAACCACUUGUAACUCUAUAUGUUGCAUUCAAAUUGAAUAUCAAACAAAUCCAAGCUCUCUUGCAUUGUAUUGGCUAACACCUGAGCAAACUGCCGAUGGCAAACAUCACUUUUUACUGUCUAACAACAAGCUAAUACAUGCUAGAACAUGGUUUCCCUGCCAGGAUACUCCGUCUGUCAAAUUUACAUACAGUGCUAAGAUUUCGGUACCAAAACAUUUUACUGUUCUAAUGUCCGCACAUUUAGAAAAUGAGCCCAAAGAAAACCCCGAGGAUUCAACACUAAACGUAUAUGAAUUCCGUCAAAUGCAUCCGGUACCAUCGUACGCGGUGGUUAUUGCUGUGGGCUCACUAGAGAAAAGAUCAAUAAUUUUUAAAAAAUCAAAUAUAUUCGCCGAGAGCAAAUUUAUCAACGAAAGUUUUGAAAAUAUGUUUCGUGUAAUGAAUAUGAUUAACAAAAUGAUGGCGAAUGCCAUAAAUAUGUGUGGAACUUAUACUUGGGGUCGAAAAAUCCACAAAUACAUGGUGGCCAAAAUGCUUAUUACCUAA